AUUAAAUAUGCGAUUAUGAUAUAUUUGCAGAUGAAAUUCCUAUUCUCAGCGCUAUUUACCAUCUUGGCCAUCAUUGGCCUGGGUCAAUCUCACCAGUUCCCAGAUUUCGGCAAAGGUCCUCUUCAUGAAGAUCUUCAAGAUAUUCUCGAUUUACUCCCUAUGAAAAGAAUUGUUAGAGUUGUUAGGGAUUACUUGGCGCAUGAUCCUGAAGUACAAGAAGCUGUUAACUUUCUCACAACCACACCUGUACUCAGAAAUCUAUUGAUAGAUUUGGAGAAUAUUCCCGAAGUGACCAAUCUUCUUAAUUAUCUGCAAGAGGAAGGCGUCGAAAGCUACAACUUAAUAAAUCAGAUAAAUAGAGCCGUCGGAAUCAAGGAACUCGUACCACCAACAACACCAACACCUACACCUACACCUACACCUACACCUACAUCUUCAUCUACACCUACAUCUUCAUCUACACCUACACCUACAUCUUCAUCUACAUCUACACCUACACAUACACCUUCAUCUACACCUACCCCUACAGCUGAUCUGACACCUGAACCUACACCUGCCUCUUAUAAUGUAAUGAGGAGGAGAACCGGUGGACUCGCAGGAUUAUUCAAAGAUGUCAUGAACCUCUUGAAUUAUGACGACUUUAUUAGCCUAUACGUGGAUAAGCUGACAUAUUCCUCAGCCUUCAACAACUUGCUUAACGAACUCAGAUCCAACAGCCAACAGAUCGUUAACAGGCUUUCCGAAAGUGAGUCCUUCCAGAUCAUUGUAACAGGUCUCAAGAAUAGAAAUGUGAAUUUGAAGAUCGUAGCAGACGUCUUGUAUAUUGUUCUCGGUGUUACUAUACCAGGCCGUCCUAAAACAUUAGAGGAAGAGUUUGUUGACUUCGUGAAGCUUCUUCCAUUGGAACAGAUUUCUGACCUAAUACUCAAGUAUGUAAACGAAGAUGAAAGAGUACAAAACGCUCUCCUUUUCAUGUUCAAACCCGAAUUCCAUGACCUGUUACGCGCUGUCGAAACUCUUCAGGAAUAUCAGGAAUUAGUAGUAUUCCUCCAAAAUGCUGGAGUCCAUGUUAUUGAAAACAUCCAGGCAUUCCACAAAGCCAUCGGUAUGGAGGAUUAUGUGCCCCCUAAAAUAGAAAGCUUCCUUAAAUCUCAAAUUAAAAAGCAAGAGGUCGGCGGCGGAAUGACAGCAAUGCUCUGGGAUAUUUAUGUUUUGCUACCCUUUGAAGGGAUCGAUGCUCUUUUUCAGGAAAAAAUGAAUACUUCCAGAGUCUUUGCUAAGUUUGCCUCACAGGUUUUAUCCCCGGAAUUUAAAAACAUUCUCGAUGCUCUGCUUGAUAAUGGGAUCUUCCAGGAAUUUAUCUUACAAAGCUAUAAACAGGGAUUGGAUUUAACAGGGCUCUGGGUAGUUAGUAACAGAAUGAUUGGCCUUAAACUUGUUUAGCAUUUUAAACAUUCACUAUUUGUAAUU
Molecule: messenger RNA, 1470 nt
Organism: Formica exsecta
Lineage: Eukaryota; Metazoa; Arthropoda; Insecta; Hymenoptera; Formicidae
Exons: 1
Coding region: 16-1443 (475 amino acids)
Source: RefSeq, a predicted model, not a curated record